Molecule: messenger RNA, 2428 nt
Organism: Epinephelus fuscoguttatus (brown-marbled grouper)
Lineage: Eukaryota; Metazoa; Chordata; Actinopteri; Perciformes; Serranidae
Gene: cep76
Product: centrosomal protein 76
Exons: 13
Coding region: 175-2166 (663 amino acids)
Source: RefSeq, a predicted model, not a curated record
ACUGGCAGUUGUUGCUAACUUCCACGGACUGGCUGUCAUAGAAAUGUUAUUAUGUUACAGGCGACAAAUGUGUGCAAAUAUUGCUCAAACACACGUUUAUCGUUCCUGAAAGAACCAUAUUACUAACUCAGCUAGCUGUUUUUGGUCAAAACUUGCCAGAGUUCGUCAACAGUAAUGUCUCUGCCUCCAGAGAAAGCUUCCGAGCUGAAGCAAAUCAUUCACAACCAUCUGCUCAAGAUGGACAUCCAUGGGAAGAUCCGAGAGGUGCUGGCUGAGACUGUGAGGGAUGACCAAGGCCCAGCACACCGAUCUCUGUCUGAGGUGGAUUUCCUUCAUGCUCUACAGCGCAGGGGUAUCAUAGAUGAUGUAAUGAAGGACCUCCACUUUACCCAGGAAGUACCCAUGGAUGCAGAAACAGGAUCCCCUCCAAAACCUGCUACUCACUUUGUUGACAAGAAUAUUACUCAACUGAAAAAAACCAAUAUUGACCCAUCCAGGCGGUACCUGUAUCUCCAAGUGCUUGGUGGUAAGGCCUUUCUUGAGCAUCUCCAGGAGCCAGAGCCUUUACCUGGCCAGGUGUGUUCUACAUUUACGCUCUACCUGCACUUCCGCAACCAGAGAUUCCGCUCAAAGCCAGUGCCCUGUGCCUGCGAACCUGACCUGAAGGAGGGUUUCCUCUUAGAAAUCCACAGAGAUGGCACAGGAGAAGGCAGUAAAAUGGCGGACGCAACCACCAUGCUGUCUUUGUGUGACCCGGUUCACUUGGUGCUGAUCAAGACGGACACCUCCAGUGAGACAACGCUGGUCUCAUCCUACUUUCUUGACUGGAGGACGGUCCUCAGCUCUCCUGGUGGAAGGACCUGCUUUGCUGUGGAGCUGAUGGGAGUUGGAAGUGAAUGCAAAGUCCCAGCUGGUGUUUUGACUGUCAGCUUGGAGCUCUACCCUCCGCUCACAGAGACUCUGAGCACUGACAUCAUCAGCACACAGCAAUCACUGGAGAGGCAGAGGACGGCAGAGAAGGAGAGACUCUUCCUGGUUUACGCUAAACAGUGGUGGAGGGAGUUCCUUGAGAUUCGUCCAUCACACCAAUCCAAAAUGGUCAAGAUUUUUGCACAGGAUGAGAACGGUGUCAACAGGCCAGUGUGUUCUUACGUGCAUGUCCUGCGGGCAGGCCGGCUGCUGGAGAGCCCUCGACAGGCGGCCCGCUUCGUCAGCCUGCUGGCCCACGAGAAGGCCCCAGUGGUGGGAGGAGGAGGAGGCAAGCAGGAGCAGUGGUGCACAUUAAUGGCUUUCCUGUGCAGAGGGAAGGGGGACUGUGAGGACCACGCCACCCUGCUGUGCAGCCUCUUGCUGGGCUUUGGCCUGGAUGCAUACGUGUGUGUGGGCACCAAAGCCAAGGGAACGCCACACACCUGGGUCCUGACCCACGGCACUGAUGGGAGCAUCACCUUCUGGGAGAGUCUAACAGCACACAGAUACCUGCACCAGGCCAUAGAUCCAGAUGCCCCACCCCUGGCCCCCCAGCCCAAACCCUCCUCCCCCUACCGCACUGUGGGCUGUGUCUUCAACCACCAGACCUUCCUCGCCAACUGUCAGCCCACUGAUGCUGUGGAGCUCUGUGUCUUUGACUUCCAGAAUCAGUCUCGGUGGAAGGUGAUGAGUGAAGAGGCUCUGAAGUCUGUUUGCGCCCCAGGCUCCACCACCUCUCUGCCCCCUCUGCCUCCACUCUGUGCCCCAUCUCUGGAUCCUGCUGCUGCCAGCAACCAGCUGGAGCUUGAAAUGCGCUACCUGGUUUCUGAGCACAGGAAGGACCUGGAACUGGCGACAGUAUGGGACGACCACCUGUCCUACCUGCUGUCAUCAGCGUUGUCAGCCUAUGAGCUGGAACGUUGCACAGGUGUCUCCUGUGGCAACGAGGAGUUUCAGGAUGCCGUGAGGAGGGCGGUGCCAGACGGACACACCUUCAAAGGCUUCCCUAUCAACUUCUUGCACCGCAAUGCUCGUAGAGCCUUUGCCACCUGCCUCAGGUCUCCAUUCUGUGAGGAGAUAGUGUGUUGUCGUGGUGACCAUGUGAGGCUUGCGGUCCGUGUUCGCGUGUUUGCCUAUCCUGAGAACACAUGUGCAGUGUGGCUCAUGUUUGCAUGUAAAUACCGCUCUGUACUCUGACCGUUAGAGCGGUGGUACCCAAAAACUACCAGCUUAUGUUGCACGUUGACGUCGGACAAUUGUUUCCACCUACAGAAGGACACAACAGGCCUGCUUCCUAUAGACUUAAGUAUGUACAUUGCCGUAAGAAUACCUGGACCCACGGUGAGACUAAAUUUAAAUUGUAAAGUUGUACUCAGAGACACGUGUACAGUCAUGUUUGUGGUUGUCUCUACUGUGACGCUCAGACCUUUAUUUUGUUGUGCAGUAGACUCUUCCUUUG